GUCGCGGGGCGGAGGGAAGAGCGGGCGGGCGGGAGGCUCCGGCGCCAGACGAGGAGGAAAGGAGCUACGACUAGUCGCCUAGAGGCCGCGGAGACAGCGACGACCGAGACAACCGAGACGCCGCCGCCGCGCCCCCAUGGCGGCUACCAAGGAAAGUCAUGAGGAUCAUGAUACCUCCACUGAGAAUACAGACGAGUCCAACCAUGACCCCCAGUUUGAGCCAAUAGUUUCUCUUCCUGAACAAGAAAUUAAAACACUGGAGGAAGAUGAAGAGGAACUUUUUAAAAUGCGGGCCAAGCUAUUUCGAUUUGCUUCAGAGAAUGACCUCCCAGAAUGGAAGGAGCGAGGCACUGGUGAUGUCAAGCUCCUGAAGCACAAGGAGAAAGGGACCAUCCGCCUCCUCAUGAGGAGGGACAAGACCCUGAAGAUAUGCGCCAACCACUACAUCACACCAAUGAUGGAGCUGAAGCCGAAUGCUGGCAGUGACCGUGCCUGGGUCUGGAACACCCAUGCUGACUUUGCUGAUGAGUGCCCAAAGCCGGAGCUGCUCGCCAUCCGCUUCCUAAAUGCUGAGAAUGCACAAAAAUUCAAAACAAAGUUUGAAGAAUGCAGGAAAGAGAUUGAAGAGAGAGAUAAGAAAGGACCAGGCAAAAAUGAUAAUGCCGAAAAAGUAGCUGAAAAGCUGGAAGCUCUUUCUGUGAAGGAGGCUGGAGACAAGGUGGAAGAGAAAUCGGAGGAGAAGCAAUGAGUUAAUCUUCCCUCCUUCUUUUCUUUUUCUUUCUCUUUCUUUUUUUAAAAAAAAUUUUGCCCUGCCCUUCCUUUUCAGUUUCGUUUUUAAAUUCUGUUUUGUUUUUACAAGGGACUUUAUAUAAAGAACUGAAUUCCAACAUUCAAGUUUUUUUCUAAGUUUUUACCCUACUGAAGAUGACUUCUGAAAAUCCAUUCCCCAGUCAUGAAAAUGUACUGUGCUAACUUUCUUUUCCAUAGUGGAAACACUUAUUUAUAGUCAUCAAAAUAGUGAAUAAAAUUGCCUUUGAAAGCUGGA
This is a messenger RNA of Dipodomys spectabilis (banner-tailed kangaroo rat), 1045 nucleotides long. It is a transcript of the gene Ranbp1, whose product is annotated as RAN binding protein 1. Gene Ontology annotation, cellular component: nuclear pore; centrosome; cytoplasm. Gene Ontology annotation, biological process: nucleocytoplasmic transport; positive regulation of mitotic centrosome separation. NCBI's taxonomy places the organism in Eukaryota, Metazoa, Chordata, Mammalia, Rodentia, Heteromyidae. Gene Ontology annotation, molecular function: GTPase activator activity. The transcript has 6 exons. Bases 137 to 748 code for a protein of 203 amino acids. The record is from RefSeq and is a predicted model, not a curated record.